AAAUAAAAUCACAAUUUAUUUCCCAUCCCAUUGAAAUGACCAAUCUACCCAAUAUCUCAUUAUAUAAACCUCAAACUCUUCCUUCUCUUUAAACAACAAGAACUACCCAAAGAUGGCUCUCACAAAAAUCUUCUUAAUCCUUCUCCUAUCCCUCUUAGGUUUCUACUCUGAAACCGUCAAAUCUCAAAACUGCAAUUGCGCCCCAAACCUAUGUUGCAGUCAGUUCGGUUAUUGCGGCACCACUGCAGAUUACUGUGGUUCUACGUGCCAAUCAGGUCCUUGUAGAGUCGGUGGACCCCCAACCGGUGCUGGUUUGGUUGGUAGCAUUGUGACACAAAAUUUCUUUAACAACAUUAUCAACCAAACCGGUAAUGGCUGCGGAGGAAAAAGAUUUUACACCCGCGACUCUUUCAUUAACGCCACCAAUACUUUCUCCAGCUUUGCUAAUACCGUUACUAGGCGUGAAAUUGCUACCAUGUUUGCUCAUUUCACUUAUGAGACCGGAAACUUCUGCUACAUAGAAGAGAUAAACGGAGCGUCACGUGUCAUGUGCGACCAGAACAAUAGGCAAUAUCCAUGUGCACCGGGCAAGAGCUACCAUGGUCGUGGCCCGCUCCUACUAUCAUGGAACUUCAACUAUGGAGCAUGCGGCCAGAGUCUCGGCCUAGACCUCCUACGCCAGCCCGAGCAGGUGGGUAGUAACCCAAUUGUGGCUUUCAGGGCGGCUCUGUGGUUUUGGGUGAAGGGCGUGAGGCCUGUAUUGAACCAGGGAUUUGGAGCCACCGUAAGAGCCGUCAGUGGUCUCGACUGUGACGGUAGGAACUUAGGAGGGGUGAAUGCAAGGAUUGGGUACUAUAGAGACUAUUGUGGGCAGCUUGGUGUGGACCCUGGCACCAACAUCACUUGCUAAAACGCUCUUUGGACAUACUUGCGACCUGGCAUAGAGUGUUAAAGGUGAAACAAGAAGCUAAGUGAUGUUACUUAAAGUUGUUGUAGUAAUAUUGUGAAAUUGAAUCACGUUAUUAAAAAGAUUAAUAAAACGACUUAUACAAAGAAAAUGUUCGAUUCUCAGCAUUGAUAAUGCACCACCAUAGACACAACAGAAGCGGGGAGUAACCAAAUCUCUUGUGCAGAAGAUAAUUUUGUUUCAGUAACGCAUUGCAUUGGAUCUUCAUUGCUUUCUUAUCCAAUAUGGUUUUGUAGGUGUGAAACUAUUAAAAUGAAGAGUCUUGUUGUGAAUCAGAGGGUUUGAUAAGAAAGAAUAUGUGAGUUUAAGAUUUCCUCUGUUUUCCUCUGUUUUUGAUCUUUCAGAUCAAAUAGAAAAUUUUGCGGUUUCUUCAUUAUUCGAUAGUUCCAUGUUUUGAUUCGAACUUCAUCUUUGGAUGUUUUCAGAGAGACAAUUGUCUUAGGAUUGUAGUUUCCUAAAAGAUCAAACCUUUCAUUUUAAAAUUCCAAUAACGUCAAUUAACACAAGUGAUACAACCUAGUGAUCUACCCACACACACAC
Molecule: messenger RNA, 1507 nt
Organism: Arabidopsis lyrata subsp. lyrata
Lineage: Eukaryota; Viridiplantae; Streptophyta; Magnoliopsida; Brassicales; Brassicaceae
Product: endochitinase At2g43580
Exons: 2
Coding region: 113-910 (265 amino acids)
Biological process (GO): chitin catabolic process; carbohydrate metabolic process; cell wall macromolecule catabolic process
Molecular function (GO): chitin binding; chitinase activity
Source: RefSeq, a predicted model, not a curated record